Molecule: messenger RNA, 5807 nt
Organism: Hemicordylus capensis (graceful crag lizard)
Lineage: Eukaryota; Metazoa; Chordata; Lepidosauria; Squamata; Cordylidae
Gene: WDR3
Product: WD repeat domain 3
Exons: 27
Coding region: 579-3407 (942 amino acids)
Biological process (GO): maturation of SSU-rRNA
Cellular component (GO): Pwp2p-containing subcomplex of 90S preribosome; small-subunit processome
Molecular function (GO): snoRNA binding; protein binding
Source: RefSeq, a predicted model, not a curated record
GAAACUAUUUGACGCUAUUCCUCUCCUCCCUCGGACUAGAAGUGAAAGUUGUCCACAGAAAACCAUGGAUAAAACCAAGCGUUAUAGAACGGCAGCCUCCAGCAAAAAGGGAAGAGCAAAGACAAGAGUUUCUACGUUUCAAAAGCAAUCUUAUUUUCUGUGAAAGCAUUUUCAAAGAGCUUCUAACAGCCCUGCAACCCACCCCACGGUUAAUCCUGCAGAUUGGGCCGAGGCUAGUUCUGAUUUCCCGCCCCCAAUCCCCCAAAGGUGGUAGCAGGGGUCGAGCUACCAAACUUGCCCCUACGGACCUCUGCCUGGUCCAUCCAGUGCUCCGUUGACUGACUCUAACGGGGACCAGAAAAGUGAGUGACCUCCAACAUCAGCCCAGUCUCUGAGGGCUCAGCGCCGUCGUCGUCACUUCCGCCGUGCUCUGGUUCCUGCCCCGCCCCCGGCGGCUCCUUCCUCCUCUCUUCCGCGAUGGAGGGUGGUUUGUUGCUCUCUCGGGCUUAGUCUCGUGGUGAGCACGUGCGGGCGCUCUAGCCAAAGAGUUGAUUCUGUAAGGACCUGGAAAUCCCUCCAUGGGUCUCACCAAGCAAUAUCUGCGCUACACAGGCACUGCCCUCUUUGGAGUGGUUGCUAGCCAAAAAGGCAAUAUUGCCUAUGUGACUUUGCGGGGUGAGAAAAGUCGUUAUGUGGCAGUACCUGCAUGUGAGCAUGUGUUCAUCUGGGAUACACGGAAAGGAGAGAAGGUUCUCACUCUCCAGGGCCUCAAGCAGGAGGUGACUGCUCUCUGCCCGUCUCCAGAUGGGCUUCAUUUGGCUGUUGGAUAUGAGGAUGGAUCGAUCCGUUUAUUCAGUAUCUUAAGUGGUGAAGGGAAUGUCACUUUUAAUGGGCAUAAAGCUGCUGUUACAACCUUGAAAUAUGAUGAGCUGGGAGGGAAGCUGGUUUCAGGAUCAAAGGACACAGAUGUCAUUGUUUGGGAUGUGAUCAAUGAAAGCGGUUUGUACCGACUGAAGGGCCACAAGGAUGCCGUCACACAGGUGCUCUUCUUGAAGGAGAAGAAUAUCUUGGUUUCCAGUGGAAAGGACACCUUAGUGAAAUGGUGGGACCUGGAUACUCAACAUUGCUUCAAAACACUGGUUGGACACCGUACUGAGGUGUGGGGAUUAGCUUUGGUUUCUGAAGAAAAGAUGCUUAUCACUGGUUCUGCUGACAGUGAAUUGAGAGCCUGGGACAUCAGCUAUUGCCAGGAAACCCAAGACCCUAAUGAACCAGUGUACAAGAGAAGCAAAGGGGCUGCAGAGAGAAUAGAAGAAUCUUCUGAAGUGGAUAAGAUGGAGGAUCAGGAUGAGACUCAGGAAGAGCGGAUCCUGAGUUGCAAGAAAGCUGGCUCUGUGAUGAGGGAAGGAAGGGACCGAGUUGUGAGUCUCGCCACUGACCGGACAGGGAGGAUUCUUGCUUGCCACGGAACAGACUCUGUCCUGGAAGUGUUCUAUGUUCUUAGCAAGGAAGAGGUUCGCAAGAAAAUGGAGAAGAAAAUGAAGAAAGCAAGAAAAAAGGCCAAGAAGAGGUCAAAUGUGCAGGAGGAGGAAGAACCGGAUGCCAGUGUGGAGUGCAGUCUGCAAGAGAAGAUUCAGCGCCUCAUUAACAUUAAAACAUCUGCUAAAAUCAAAUCUUUUGACUUGAUACUCAGUCCAAAAGGGGAGCUGAAAGCCACUGUAAUGCUCCACAACAACAUAAUUGAAUCUUACACCUUGAACCCGUGUGGACAGACUCCCCAGGUUGCUCAGAUGUCCAAGAUUACCAUUGGGGGCCACCGCAGUGAUGUCAGAACACUGGCAUUUAGCUCUGACAACAUUGCCAUUCUCUCCGCUGCUGCUGAGUCCGUUAAGAUUUGGAACAGGUCUACUUUGCAAUGCAUCCGGACCAUGGCAUGCGAAUACGCGCUCUGCUCACUUUUUGUCCCAGGAGAUCGGCAAGUCAUUGUAGGAACCAAGACUGGGAAACUGCAGCUAUUUGAUCUGGCUUCUGGGACUUUGUUGGAGACCCUCGAUGCACAUGAUGGGGCCCUCUGGUCCAUCUCUCUCUCUCCAGACCAGCGUGGCUUUGUAACAGGAGGUGCGGAUAAAUGUGUCAAGUUCUGGGAAUUUGAGCUGGUGAAAGACAAGAACAGUACCCAAAAGAGGCUCUCUGUGAAGCAAACACGUGUCUUGCAACUGGAUGAAGAUGUUAUCUGCAUUCGGUACAGCCCCAACCAAAAACUUCUUGCAGUUUCCUUACUGGACUGCACUGUGAAAAUAUUCUACACGGACACACUCAAGUUUUUCCUGUCUCUCUAUGGACACAAACUCCCAGUGCUGUGCAUGGAUAUCUCAUAUGAUGGGUCACUGAUUGCAACUGGUUCUGCUGACAGGAAUGUGAAGAUCUGGGGCUUGGACUUUGGGGAUUGCCACAGGUCCCUCUUUGCCCAUGAUGACAGUGUGAUGUACCUCCAGUUUGUACCCAGGUCCCACCUCUUCUUUACAGCAGGGAAGGACCACAGAAUUAAACAGUGGGAUGCUGAUAAGUUUGAGCACAUCCAGACCCUGGAGGGGCAUCACCAGGAAGUGUGGUGUCUGGCCCUCAGUCCCAAUGGCGACUAUGUUGUGUCCUCCUCUCAUGAUAAAUCAUUGCGUCUUUGGGAGAGAACAAGGGAACUUCUUGUCUUGGAGGAGGAGAGGGAGAUGCAAAGAGAAGCUGAGUAUGAAGAGGAUCUCGCUAAGGAAGGCCAGCCUGUGGUUGCAGGGGAGACUCAAGGAGAGACUGGGUUAGCAGGCAAGAAGACCAUCGAAACUGUCAAGGCAGCUGAGCGGAUCAUGGAAGCCAUUGAGCUAUACCGAGAAGAGACUGCCAAGCUGAAAGAGCACACAGCCAUCUGCAAAGCUGCUGGAAAAUUGGUUCCUCUUCCUGUAAACCCCAUUCUCCAAGCAUAUGGCAAUAUUUCACCUUCUGCUUACGUACUGGAUGUUCUUAAAAAGGUGAAGUCGAGUGAACUGGAAGAAUCUCUGUUAGUGCUGCCGUUCUCCUACAUCCCGGACCUGCUUGUGCUCUUCAAUCAGUAUAUCGAGCUCGGUUCAGAAGUAGAGCUGCUCUGCCGGGCUCUCUUGUUUCUGCUCAGAAUACACUUUGGGCAGAUCACAAGCAACCAGCUUCUUGUUAAAGUGAUGGAGAAUCUAAAGAAAAGCACCAUCUCUAAAGUCGGCCAAGUGAGGGAUGUGCUGGGAUUCAACAUGGCUGGUCUCCAGUUCCUAAAGAGAGAAAUUGAGGCCAAAGAUGAAGUGACUUUUUUUGCUGAUGCUACUGAGCGAUUUGAGGAGAAAAAGAGGAAGCGGAAGAAGAAGCAGAAGAUGAUCCUUGCAGUGGUCUAACUGAGGUGUUCUUGGAUUUCUCCUUCCGAGGAGCACACAGGGGCUUGGAAGGGAUGCUCUCUCUAGCACACUGAAAUAGUGUGGAUCUUGUGCGUUUGGCAGAGGGUGAGAGGUUCUGUGGGGAAUUUAAUAGGACUUUGCCAAACUUUUACAAAUAUCUUGGGAUUGAAAGGUAGGAGUUAGGAGGAUUCAGGAACUCUCCACCCCCCCCCCACACCCCCAGUCUGGCUUCUUUCUCACCUACUGGUUGCUGCUUACUUGCAGCUACUUUUGUCCCAGUCUUGUUUUUGGCACACUCUCUUUCUUUAAAAAGCAGGGUUCUCCAUAGCUAAUUGGUGAAUAUGUAGGCAACACCUCACCUAACACUGCCAGUCAAAUUUAGCUAUUUGACAUCACAGAAUCAAAGCGAGGACAGUGCUUCCUCUCUUUCAGAAUGUGCCAACAUAGUCUGGUUCUGCAGCUUGUUCUCCAAAGCAGUUGUUGGUAUCACACGAGUAUACAUUUUUUUCAGAAAACACAUACUUCUUUUGGCUCAGUCCUAGGACUGAAACAUCUUUUUGCACUCUACUUAUAUUUACAAUGUGAAUCUUUCUAAAGCUCUUUAAAAGCUGAAAUGAUGGAAGUAAUUUGGUAUCUGCUCUAGAGUGCUUGGAGUUGUUUUUAGUGAUGUGCACGAAAUGCAGCACAUCCCUUUAACACAGAGGGAUUACACAUCCCCUUUAACAUGGGGGAGAGCAGAUCCAUACCUGCUCCUCUGCUGCUCACUACCACUUCCUUAAUCACGGCAUUGCUGCCCACCCCCCAGCUAUCACCAGCUGCUCCUGCAUGAUGCCAGCACGCAGGGGAAGCUGGGGGGAGAGUGCUGCCAACGUGUGAUGAUAACUGGUUGGGCACUGCAAUUAAGGAAGUGGUGGUGAGCAGCAGAGGAGUAGGUAUGAACCUGCUCUCCUCUGUGUUAAAGGAGAUGUGUAAUCCCUCCAUGUCAAAGGGAUGUCCUGUAAUUUUGAGUCUGAAUCGCAUUUUGUGCACAUCCCUAGUUGUUUUCUAUGUGUUUGAGCUUCUAGAAGAAAACAAUUAAAAAACUCAUAUACAAAGUAUAAUGUUGCAAGCUCUUACACAUUUGUGGCAAACUACUAAAGCAUGUGAGGGGAAGCUGUUGGAAUGCAAUCAUCAGAAGAUGCAGUGUAUGUACUGAGGAGAUCCUUGUUGGAUGCUCUACUAUGUGCUUGUUUCCACAUACAAAAUGAUAGAAAAAUGCCAGUCUUUUCUCUCAAGUCCAGUUGACACUUGUCUGAAAAGAGAGCUCAAGUCGGAACAAGCAAUAACUUGCCCUUUUCCCUGACUGUGUGAGAAGAACUCGAGAAACCUUUUCUCAACCCAGUAAUGUUGCAAGCAUCCAUUUCUCAUUGCUUGCUGUUUAACAGAUAGUGUGUGCGAGUGAGUUGAUUUACAGAACCAAACAUUUCCGGAAUCAUUUUUUGCAUGUAGCUCAUUUAUUUUGUACUCUUUCCAGAUGGUGUCCACAAUUCCAACAAACCAUUCCAUGUGCUGCUCACUGAAAUAAAACAGUGAGGCACUUGCUGUAAACUGCUGUAGGCGCCAUGCUAUAUCUGGAGCCCGAGUGAAGCCUUUCUCAUCUAUUUUAGAAACUGAUUUUUGCUGUUUGUCUUUUUGAUAUACAGUAGUAGAAUAUCAACUGCUAGAAUUCCUUUCUAGUACUCAUUUUCACAUUCAAGCCAGAAAGACUUGCCAAACUGGGUUAGAAGAUCAGUGCAUUUCAUUUCAAAGCAGAUUUUCCGUCCUCUCUAGCCUCUGUAGUCUGCAGGCACAUCUGCAACACUGGAAACAUUAAAGAAAAAAGAAAAAAAGGAGCCAUCAGUUGAUAUAACUGAAGUCAGUGUAUGUUGGUACAGUAAUUGCUUGGUUUAAGCAUAUGCCAGUCUGUUGUUUCUCAUGGAGUUUGAGGAAGAGAGUCUAGAUGUGUCUAGAAUGUCAACACCCUUUACUCAUUGAAAAGGAAUGGGGAAGAUUCCUUUCAAGGAUUAUGUGGUACUCAUUUGCUCCAUUUUGGUGUUUCACAACUCUCAAGACAGCAAAUGUAUCCAGUUCCUGCUGCAUUCCUUCAGUAAAGUGCUGUUGAUGGUAGCAGGCUAAACAUAAAUCUUGCCUCCCACCUCUAUUGUUGUUAAAUGCUGGCCACCUCUUGUAUCCACACACAGAACUCACAAUCUUGAGGAAGUAAGUUUUAUUGUUUAUAAGUCUGUGGUGAAGUGCCUGUUUUUCUUAGUAAGUUGAAGAUCUGCUGAGAAGCAGUUGGUACAUCUCGUACCAACAUCAUGUGUGAAUAAUAGUAAAGAAAUGAGUGGGAAUUUAAAAUAAAAUUGGUUUUUAAAAAAAUCA